Molecule: messenger RNA, 3012 nt
Organism: Seriola aureovittata
Lineage: Eukaryota; Metazoa; Chordata; Actinopteri; Carangiformes; Carangidae
Product: prolyl-tRNA synthetase associated domain-containing protein 1-like
Exons: 4
Coding region: 91-600 (169 amino acids)
Molecular function (GO): aminoacyl-tRNA deacylase activity
Source: RefSeq, a predicted model, not a curated record
GCGGGGAACUGAGCACAGAAGAAGAAGAGUGUACUCCUGCAGCUGUGUCUGUCCAAUGACUCUUAGUCUGUUAUUCACUUUAAACUGAAGAUGUCGGAAGAGCUGCGGUCACAGCUGGAGAACUACCUGCAGACCCUGGACAUCCAGACCACCUGCGUGGACCACCCACCGGUGUUCACUGUGGAAGAGAUGAUGCCUCACCUUCAGGAAGUGGGCGGAGCUGUCACCAAAAACCUUUUCCUGAAGGACAAGAAGAAGAAGGGUCUGUGGCUGGUGUCUGCUCGCCACGACCGCCAGGUCAACCUCAAUGACCUCGCCAAGAAGCUCGGUGUCGGCAGCGGCAACCUGCGCUUCGCAGAUGAGGCAACCAUGUUGGAGAAACUGAAGGUGGGUCAGGGCUGCGCUACGGCUCUCGCUCUGCUCUUCGAUAAGGACCGCAGCGUAAGGUUGGUCCUGGACCGGGACCUGGUAGAAGGAGGCCACAACAUGGUUUACUUCCACCCCAUGACCAACGCCGCCACCAUGGGGCUCCGCCCACACGACCUGCUGCGCUUCCUCAAGGAGACGGGACACGAACCCGUCCUAGAGAGCUUUGAGUAGGGACUGGACCUGGGUCAGGGAGUGGACAGGAUCAGGCUGCAGGGAUUAAAGAGUGUUGUAGUCCUGUCUGCUGUUAGACCAGGACCUGGAGAGGACCUGUUUAUCUUGGAGGGAGUUUCUGAGGAGGGAAGUCUCAGUCUCAGUCUCAGUCCUGAGUCUUAGUCUUUCUCUGUGUGUGUGUGUGUGUGUGUGUGAACCCCCCCUCUUUUUCUGUGAACCUCUCUCUCUCUCUCUCUCUCUCUCUCUCUUUCUCUCUCUGUAUUGUUUUAUAAAAUCAGCAAAUGAAUAAACAUUACACACUGACAGUUCCCAGGAAUUCUUUCACACGCUGUGUGUGUGUUUCUGGACUGGUGGUGAUCAGAUUCUGAAUUAAAGUUAAAAUACUUUAAACUCAAGUCAUCAUCACCAUCAUCAUCAGGAUCGGACCUGGAACCAGGACCAGAACAGAGCCAGACCAAUGCCAGACUGCCCCCCUUCAUGGUGCAGGCCCCUGGACACAGAGAACAGACACAUUAUUGAUCAUCACAUGUACUGAAUCAAUAAUUGAUCAGAUGUGAUGUCUCCACAUUAUCUCAGUGAGCAGCUCACCUGUUGUCUGUGCUCUGCAGUGACUGACGCUGCCCCUUUAAGAAAUCCAGGAAGUGGAAGGGGGAGGGGUUGCCUGGUUCAGGGGUGGCGCUGGCUGAGGGAACAGGUGUGUGCGCUAACAGGGAUGAUGUCAUUCUCUGAGUCACCUGGGAGAUGAGGGCUAGGACAGCGUGGACAGAACGAGAGAGAGGAGGAAGAGGAGGCCUUCAUCACUCCUGUGUGUCUGCCUGAGGAGGAGAUCAAUGCUGCUGUUUGUAGAGGUGAGAGAGAGACGAUCACAUGUAGCUGCAGUUUCAGCUCUUUAACUCUUCACCUGUUGUGUGUGAAACAGGUGUUCAAUCAGCUGUUUAAUAAACCGACGACUGGAGUUCAUCCUGUUUCAGUUAGAGAGCAACUGACCUGAGUUCAGCCUCCGACCAACACACACACCUGGAGAAUAAGUCUCACCCCAAACUGAGCUCAGCUGACGUUUUAAACUGGUGGUAGGAGGGGGAGGGGGAGGGGGAGGUAACAGAGCUAGAACAGAGCAAGUCCCGGGCCCUGCUUUGGUCCUGGUUCUGGUUCCGGUUUUAGUCUUGUUCCUGGUGCUGGUGCUGGUUCCGGUUUUGGUCUUGGUUCUGGUUCUGGUUUUGGUUCUGGUGCUGGUGCUGGUUCUGGUUCUGGCUCUGGUUCUGGCUCUGGUUCUGGUUCUGGUUUUGGUCCUGGUUCUGGUUCUGGUGCUGGUUCCGGUUCUGGUUCCGGUUUUAGUCUUGUUCCUGGUGCUGGUUCUGGUGCUGGUUCCGGUUUUGGUCCUGGUUCUGGUUCUGGUUCUGGUGCUGGUUCUGGUUCUGGCUCCGGUUCUGGUUUUGGUCCUGGUUCUGGUUCUGGUUCUGGUUCCGGUUUUGGUUCUGGUUCUGGUUCUGGUUCCGGUUUUUGUCUUGGUCCUGGUUCCGGUUUUGGUCUUGGUUCUGGUUCUGGUUCCGGUUUUGGUCUUGAUCCUGGUCCUGGUGCUGGUUCCGGUUCUGGUUCUGGUUCCGGUUUUAGUCUUGUUCCUGGUGCUGGUUCUGGUGCUGGUUCCGGUUUUGGUCUUGGUUCUGGUUCUGGUUCUGGUGCUGGUUCUGGUUCUGGCUCCGGUUCUGGUUUUGGUCCUGGUUCUGGUUCUGGUUCUGGUUCUGGUUCCGGUUCCGGUUUUGGUUCUGGUUCUGGUUCCGGUUUUUAUCUUGGUCCUGGUUCCGGUUUUGGUCUUGGUUCUGGUUCUGGUUCCGGUUUUGGUCUUGGUCCUGGUCCUGGUGCUGGUUCCGGUUUUGGUUCUGGUUCUGUUGCUGGUUCCGGUUUUGGUCUUGGUUCUGGUUUUGGUCUUGGUUCUGGUUUUGGUCUUGGUUCUGGUUUUGGUCUUGGUCCUGGUUCUGGCUCUGAGCUUGCAGAUGAAACUGGUUUUAUCCUGGAGGUUUGAACAUUUUCUGACUUUCACUACAUGGCUAUAAACGUCCUCCAUCUUUGCUCCUGUUGGUCUGACCCCUGACCUCUGACCUCUGACCAGUGGGAACCUGCUUUAUCAGGUUGUUCCAGGUGUCAGGGUGCAACAGGUGAACAGAGAACUAACAGGUGAUUAACAGUCUGAACACAAACACAUACAGUGUUUAAAUGACUCACAGGUCCCUGUGUGUGUGUGUGUGUGUGUGUGUGUGUGUGUGUGUGUGUGUGUGUGUGUGUGUGUGUGUGUACUAUCACCUGACUGAGAGUAAACAGUGCAGGUGUUAUGGGGGGAACAGUGUCUGAUGUGGUAUGGUGUCAGUUUUUAAAUGAAUUGAUUGAUUUGAUUAUAAACAGGUUCUUUUACUCUGA